UGCCCGACGGCGUCGGCGCCAGUGCCGCGCAAAAGCCACCGGGAAGGUCACCGCCGCAGCAGCCAGAAGCGAGCCGGCUCCAGGACCGCGCCUGCAGAGAACCACGUAAGAACAGCCGGCGGGCCGUGCCGGACGCUCCUCCUGCAGCUCCGUCCCGCACACCGGCAGCCCCGCUACGGCUGCGGGACAGCGCGCGGGGCGGGGGAACGCCCUGCCAGCCCGCGGCACAGCACGACGGAGCCUUGGGGGAGGCGCUUCGGGCCUCGGAAGGCAGCUCGCAAUACGGCAGCCCUUCUCCUUCUCCUGCCCAGCUGAGCUCCACCAGGAGAGCCCAGCAGACUGGACAUCAUGUGUGCCACGGAGUUCCUAGAGGAUUUUGUGGAGCUGCUGGCACAGCCGCUGCGCACGCUGCCUGCCGUCGGCCCGCCAGCUGUGCUGGCCUACAGACCUGAGGUGCUGCGGGGCCACCUGCGGGCCGAGGCAGAGGAGGACUGUGCUCCCAAGUGUGAGUACUGCGGAAGCCUGCUGAGGCCGUUCCCUUCCUUCGAAGACAUUUGCCCUCCACCACAGAAGUUCUGCUGCAAACGCAAUCAAGACCUCUACGAGUUCAUUGUAAAUGAGAGGAAGAAACAUGAAAGUGCUUGGAACGGCCCUAUUUCUAUAGACUCUCACAAGCCCCAUGGCAGUGAAGCUGAAAGACACCUGGCAAAGGAGAGAGCGUACCAGAGGCAGCAGGAAAGACAACUGGCCAGACAGUUAGCCUUCCUGGCAGCUGAGCCGAGAACUGCAGCUGAAUGUCCAGCACACCUUGGCACCAUUUCCUACCUGCUUUCUCAGGAGCCACCAUCUCUGACGGGCUGGACGCUGAUGCCUGAAGAGAGAGCAGCAGAGCUCGAGGAGGAGCCCAUCUCCUACAGCAUCACCUGCUGCGACUUCACUGUUAUGGGUGCAAGGGUAGCGAAGAAUGAAUUGUUGGAGAAAUACUACAAUCACGGAGGGAAGUUUCUUACCAUGCUCCCAGAUGGAACAGCACAGUUAUUCUAUCCAUCUGGAAACCUGGCAGUCAUCGUUGUACGAGAGAAAAAGCGGUUUGUUUGCAUAGUGCAGGAAGACAAGGAAAGUAACACUGAGAUACAGGCAGUAUUUGCAUCCAACGGCAGGAGCACCUGCUACCACCCGCACGGCACUGUGUGGAUAACGAUGAAUGCUAAAGGAGGGCAGUGCCUGGACCGGGCAGGCAACAGGGUGAGGAGGUGGACGUGGCCAAGCAGCACAGCAUCAUCAGGACCUUGUGCCCCACUGAGCCCCAUCUUCCUCUCCCUGAACCUGCACGUGGGGGUCAGGAUCAUGGGCCAGGAUAAGAUCACAGUUUCCUUCCUUGCCAUGGGACAACAAGCAAAAUUCAACGUGGGAACAAAAGUGCAGGUCAGCCAGGCUGGCGAGCUGCAUGCCCUCCCCAAGCUGAAUGAGGAUGAGCUCCUGCUGCUAGCCUUGCGGGUGAGGAUCCUGCGGCUCAUCGAUAAGCUGCGCAGCUGCCUGAACUUCCCUUCCAAUGAGCAAUGGGACAAAAUGAAGCCACCAGUGUACCUUGUCACACAGACUUUAAAGAUCUUGUACCUUUGCACAACUUCUGACAUAAGCGAAGAGCUGUGCAGCUCAGUCAGGGCAAUAGUAAAUGCUCCAGUCUGAGCAGCAUGUGUGGUGUGAAGCAAAGUGAGUUGAGCCGGCCAAGACAGAGAAUUCUGAUGCCACAGUGUUGGCAGGCACUGAUCCCGGUGCCCCACAGCCCUGCCUGCUGUUGGCCAAGGGCACUGCAGUCCAGGGGCCAUCCUGCUGAUGGAACAGCUCAGGGUGGGGUGCAGCCAGCAAUGGGUCACGUUGUGUCAGCUUGUGGUGAGGAGCGCCUUAGCUGGGAGG
Messenger RNA from Lagopus muta (rock ptarmigan), 1917 nucleotides. It is a transcript of the gene ERICH6, whose product is annotated as glutamate rich 6. Lineage: Eukaryota; Metazoa; Chordata; Aves; Galliformes; Phasianidae. The record is from RefSeq and is a predicted model, not a curated record. The transcript is spliced from 11 exons. Bases 349 to 1689 code for a protein of 446 amino acids.